This is a messenger RNA of Cavenderia fasciculata, 1947 nucleotides long. RefSeq lists its product as uncharacterized. Lineage: Eukaryota; Evosea; Eumycetozoa; Acytosteliales; Cavenderiaceae. Bases 1 to 1947 code for a protein of 648 amino acids. The transcript is spliced from 6 exons. The record is from RefSeq and is a predicted model, not a curated record.
AUGAAGGUACUCAGACCUUCUUUGCCUGUCGUAGCCGAGCCCAUCAAUGUCGAUCUUGAAACAUUAUUCAAUAAAACAAUAUCUUUUAUCCUUCAUUCUGUCUCGACUUUUUAUAAAGUACAAGAACGUGAAUCUGAAUAUGUUAGUGAUAGAUUAAAAUCAUCAAUUACCGAUACUAUACUUGCAUUAACCAUCUUUAGAGAUCAUUUCAAUGCCCAAUUUGUAUUCUUAUUCCUUUUAUUAUUAUUCUUUCAAGUUUUCCAUUGGUUAACAAAGAAUCGUGUAGAAUAUAUUGAACAUACUCCAUAUAACUUUUUAAAUCAAUGCAGAUUGUGUGCAUUGAUGUUAUUCCUUUUGGGUGGAGACUUUGGUUUUAUUUAUUAUGCCGUCUUAUCAUUAAUGAGAGAGGGUCCAAAUGUUAUGAUAUUAUUUGGUUUAGAGUUUGGAUUAUUAGUUGUAACAAAUAUAUCAACAUUGAUUACAUUUUUCAUUAAUAUUGAAGGUAUCAAGAGAGAAGGCAGAUGGGAUAACAAGGGAUUGUACAUUUUAUAUUUGGAAUUUGUUACCGAAUCCAUCAAAGCUGCACUCUACCUUAUCUUUUUCUUUGUAACUCUAUUUUACAAUUAUGGUUUACCAAUUCACAUUAUUAGACAAAUAUUUAUUUCAUUAAAGACUUCGAUUAGAAGAUUCAAUGAUAUCAGAAAGUAUAGAAACAUUACAAACGAAAGAUUUGCCGAUGCAACAGAACAAGAACUGGCCAACACUGACAGAAUUUGUAUUGUGUGUCGUGAGGAUAUGACACAUGGAAAGAAGUUGCCGUGUGGUCAUAUUCUUCAUCUUUCCUGUCUGCGAUCAUGGCUUGAAAGACAACAAUCAUGUCCUAUUUGUCGUGCAGAUGUAUUGGCUGAUCCACCAGUUGUUAAUCAUCAUGCAGCUCAACAACAACAAGCACAACAACAACAACCAGCAGUAGAUGUUGCUGCACCAGCUCAAGCACAGGUUCAACCACUCGACCAACAACAACAACAACAACAACAACAACAACAACAACAACAACAUCCAGCUGCUGGAGCGGCAGCAGUUGCACCACUUCAACAACUACCAAACUUUAGACCUCAAAUUGCAAAUCCACUUCUUCGUGAAAUGUUGUUGCAAAAUGCAGUCAGAAAUGGUAGAUUACCAAUGUUAAAUAUGAAUAAUAAUAAUAAUAUGGAUGGACAACAACAACAACAACAACAACAUACAAUUGCAAUCAAUCCAAAUCAACUUUUGAAUCAAACAACUCAACAAAAUCAAUUGCUUCAACAAAGAUUACAACAACAAACUUUAAUUGCCAAUGCAGCCUCUAGUACAACUGAAUACAAUCCAUUACAACAUUUAAUGUUUAUUCAACAACAUCUUCAAUAUCUAUGUCAACAAACAGAAUUAUUAUCAUUACAAUUAUCUUUAAAUCCUCAAUGGACAAAUAAUAUGAAUAAUAUGAAUAAUAAUAAUAAUAUUCAACAACAACAAAAUAAUAAUAAUAUUGAUAGUAGUAGUAGUAAAGAUGAAAAGAAAAAAGAAAAGGAAAAGAAUGUAAGGUUUACACCUCCAACUCCUACAUUUUCUUCAACUAUGGCAACCUAUAUUAAAAGUAAAGAACAUAUUUAUGACGAACCAACAAUUGAAGAGGAAGACGAAGAAGAAGAGGAAGAAGAAGAAGAGGAGGAAGAAGAAGAAAAUAAUUAUCCUUCUACUUCUACCACAUCUACAACUUCUACAACUUCUACUACCACUACUACUACUACCAACUUUUCCUCAAACAUUGAUAGUAAUUCGCCACCAAAGGAGGAAAAAGUAGUUAAAUCACAAUCCGACGACUGGAAUGAACAACUUCGACAAAGAAUCAAUGCACUACAUAAAGAACAACAAAGAGAAGACAACAACGACGAUCAAGAUGACCAAUAA